AUGAGAUACUUCAAUAGAUAUUAUAUCAUAUUUUUUUCUCUAAUAUUAUUGGGAUAUAUAUUGGAUUCUAUUAAUUGUAACUUAAUUGAUGAAUUUUGUAUCAAUAAUAAUAUCACAAGAGCUGAACUUGAGGAGGAAGCUACUUUAGCAGGGGUAAAUAUUGAAAAGUUUAUUGAAAUUAUGAUGGUACAAGCAGAAGAAAGCUCAAAUGAUUCAAAAGAUACAUUCUCUGAACUAUUUAUUAAACAAAGAUUCGCUACCAAUAAUGAAGAUAAUAUAACUACAACAAAUAUUCAAGAAUCUAAUACUAAUUAUACAGAAAAAGAACUUGUUGAUAAUAAAGUGACAAAUACAGUAAAGCAAUUAGAAGAUAGUUUUUCUGAUGAUAUGAAGUCUAAAUAUAUAAAAUCAAUGAAUAGUUCUGAAGAAUCAGAUAUUAAGAAAACUGUUAAAAUGUUACCUCAAAAUACUUUACAACAAGUUCAUACAAAUAAUUCACCUGUAGGGACUCAACUUAAUAAACAGACUUCACAUCCAAAAGUAAUAAACCAGGAAAUAUUAAAACCAACAAUUAUUGAAUCUAAGAUUAAGCCAUUGAAUAUAAAAGAUACAGGUUAUAAAUUUAAAAGAGUUUAUAUUAAUGAUGAAAAUAAAUUGAAAGAUAAAUUAAAGAUUCAUUUUAAAAAUAAUGAAAAUGUUAAAUAUGUUUUAGUAGAUGAAGGAAUUGAAGAAUUGUUUAGAGUAAAACCUCGAAAAAGAUCAAAGAAAACUAUAAUUAGGAAACCAAAAGAGAAUCCUUUAUUUGUUGAGGAAAUAUACAAGAUUCAAGUUCCUAAGGAGGUAAUACAAUUACCUCCACAAAAACGUAUUAUAUAUCCUCCAAUUCCGAAAUUCCCAAUUCCUAAUCAAGUUUUACCUCAGCAACAGAUUAUACAACCAGAUAAUAAUAUUUCAAAACCACAAACAUAUCAGAACUCCAUAUUUGGUCCUGUUUUUGUUGCAGCAUGUGCUGCAAUACUAGUUAUAAUUUGUAUAAUUAGUGGUCUAUGUUUUUGUGGAAUUUCUAGAAGUUCACCACAAGUAAUUAAAGAAUUUAGACCACAAUCCCAGCAGACAACAGUACCAGCUCGAUUACUUCAGCCUUAUCAACCUCAAUUGGUAGGAUAUGCCAUUUUACCUAAUAUAAAUUGA
Messenger RNA from Cryptosporidium muris RN66, 1191 nucleotides. RefSeq lists its product as uncharacterized. NCBI's taxonomy places the organism in Eukaryota, Apicomplexa, Conoidasida, Eucoccidiorida, Cryptosporidiidae. The record is from RefSeq and is a predicted model, not a curated record. The transcript has a single exon. The coding region runs from base 1 to 1191 and encodes 396 amino acids.